AUGACUGCCCCUUCCGACGAAACCUCUCCCCUGCUGAAUGGGAGUAUCUCGUCCGCUUCGGUGACUCACACUGCGCGAGAUGCUGCCUAUGCGCGUUUCUCGCCCGCUCAGAAGCGCGUCAUUGUUAUGCUGGUCAGCUGCAGCUCGCUCUUGCCCAGUCAGAUCUCUCUGCAAACGUCUGCAACCUUGCUGAUACGCGCAGUGUUUGCCAGCGGAUCUUUCAUACCCGCCAUGCCUCAAAUAGCACGGGAUCUGGAUAGCACAGGCCCUGUCAUCAGUUAUGCUGUGAGCCUCUCCAUCUUUGGAGCUGCGCUAGGUGGUAUGAUUUUCGCCACCUACUCCUCCUACUACGGACGGCGUCCUGUCUAUCUUUUUGGCUUGCCUCUAUUGUGCUUGGGAUCUCUGGGUGUAUCGAGGUCAAGCACGAUUCCUGCGCUCAUGUGUUUCCGCUUCAUUCAAGCUUUUGGGACAUCGGGCGGAAUCUCUGUCGGGGGUGGGGUCAUCGGAGACGUCUAUCCGUUGACGGAGAGAGGGAGUGCUUUGGGCAUCUUCUUUGCGGCUUCACUUGUGGGAAACGCUAUUGCGCCUAUCGUGGGAGGUUGGGGUGCCCGAUAUUCUUCAUGGCGGAACGUGCAGCUCGGCAUUCUCGCACUCGGACUCGCCGUAUUUCUGGGCAUGCUUUUCUUCUUGCCGGAAACGGCGCAUCCUGGUUCGAGAGGAAUCGAGAAGGACAAGGCAUCGUCUGGCAACGACACGGGGAAAUGGGUUUGGCUCAAUCCCUUCUCCUGCUUGUGGCUUCUGCGUAGCCCAAAUAUUAUGUUUGUUACCUUGACGUCCCUGACUGUGCUAUACACUGAUUACGCUCUCCUAGUGCCGAUUGCGUAUACUGUGGGCAAGAGUUACAAUAUCACCAACGAGGCCAUCAUUGGCGCUUGCUUUUUUCCGAUGGGCUUGGGCAAUCUGAGCACGUCCUAUUCGCAUCUCGGAACUGCAGUGCUCUGAACGUUUCCAGUUGGAGCCCCUCUCGCCGGUUGGAUUUCUGAUCGAGUGCUCAUCCGGGCUCGUCGACUGCGACGUGGUGUAUGGGUUCCCGAAGACAGACUGCUGGCGGCUCUCUCUGCAGGCUACACUUUCGUCCCACUUUCCGUGUUAUUCGCCGGCGUGUGCCUGCAAUUCAUACCCGGAACGCCGGGGCUUGUCCUGACUUUGCUUUGUUUCUUCUUCAACGGACUGGGGGUCGAUCUGGUGCUCAGUCCAGGCACAGCAUAUCUCGUGGAUGUCUUGCAUUCGCGCAGCGCAGAAGUGAUGGCAGGGAGCAUUGGUUUAAGGUCUCUCCUCUUGUCAUUGGCGAUUUCAGGCGUCUUGCCAUCCAUAGAGACCAUGGGCAUGGCGGGAUUCUACUGUCUCGUUGCCGCUCUAGCAUGGCUGGGUGCAAUUUUAUUGCAUGUAACCAUUAGAAAAGGGGAUAAAAUGAGGGCGUGGUUGAUAUUGGCUUCUCUACAGUCGAUACAACGUAAAUUAGGCUGUCAUUAUUCGGUCUACGUCUGCGGGUCGUAAAUAUACAGGCUGGUG
Molecule: messenger RNA, 1572 nt
Organism: Mycena citricolor
Lineage: Eukaryota; Fungi; Basidiomycota; Agaricomycetes; Agaricales; Mycenaceae
Source: the annotation of a GenBank genome assembly